AUGGGAAAUUAUAUUUCGUGCACCUUGGCCACCCCUUUAAUCAAGAGUGGGAAAGCUGCAAGGGUGAUCCUUCCCGGAGGUGAAAUCAGGCAAUUCCGGGAGUCUGUAAAGGCUGCAGAGCUCAUGUUGGAGUGUCCAAACUUUUUCUUGACAAAUUCCCAAUCUCUUCAUAUAGGCAGGAGAUUUUCAGCUCUAAGUGCUGAUGAAGAAUUGGAGUUUGGUAACGUUUUCAUCAUGUUCCCGAUAAAGAGAGUAAACUCUGUGGUGACUGCAGCUGAUAUGGCUAUACUUUUCAUGGCAGCCAACUCUGCAGCCAAUAGAAUAUCUGGUGGAAAAGUGAGGAUUUUAUCAGAGUCUGGCAACGCUCACAUGCAAAAAAGGUCAAUAGAAUGUGAAGAUCGAGGAUCAAGAUUGAGCUUGGAAGGGGUUGAUGAGGGGUUUCCGGUGGCAGAAUAUAAGUACAGGUUAUCUGUUUGUAGGUCAAGAAAACCUUCCUUAGAGACAAUCAAAGAAGAAUCAUUUUGCUCAAGUUGA
Messenger RNA from Durio zibethinus, 534 nucleotides. RefSeq lists its product as uncharacterized. The record is from RefSeq and is a predicted model, not a curated record. NCBI's taxonomy places the organism in Eukaryota, Viridiplantae, Streptophyta, Magnoliopsida, Malvales, Malvaceae.